Messenger RNA from Diuraphis noxia (Russian wheat aphid), 568 nucleotides. RefSeq lists its product as uncharacterized. Lineage: Eukaryota; Metazoa; Arthropoda; Insecta; Hemiptera; Aphididae. The record is from RefSeq and is a predicted model, not a curated record.
UGGCAUCACACCACAUUCUAAGUGCUACACAUCGACAACCACAGGUCGAAGUUUGCAGAUCAGUCGUUGACAAUCUAAGAAGAAAUCACCAAAACAGAAAUGGCUUCUUUCAAGUAUCUGAUAUUCGUCGCCUUGGUCGCCCUCAGUGUGUACUCCGCUGUCGCCGAAGAAGCACCAAAACCCGAAGAACAAGUCGGCGCUGAAUCCUCCAGAGUAAAGAAACACGCAUACAUCGCUGCCCCUGUGGCCUACUCCGCUCCGGUCUACCCAUACGCUUACUCGGCUUACCCAUACUCGUACUCGUACCCGGCCGCCGCAUACCCUGCAACUGCUUACGCCGCUUACCCGAGCUACGCUCACGAUGACGGCAAGUACUGGCCAGGAAAAUACGAAGCAAAGACCUACUACCCAACCUACCCAGCCUACAAGUCUAUCUACCCGGUUUACCACUACUGAACACGCUCUCCCGUCAACGCCUUUCAAAUCUUCCGGAAACAAACGUAGUUUUUAAGAUAAUUUUAUAAAACUUUUUUUAACAAUAAAAAUGUGAUCUUUUUUUUCAACAAAU